CCACUUUUAAAGUUUCCUCAUCGACAAUGUCUUCACCACGCCCAAAAUCUCCUAGAACACCCGUUUUACCAAAAAAGGAAGACAAGGAAGAAUCUUUUUGGGAUAAAAUUGGUACUAUUGGCCGAAAGAAGCGCAUAAAGGAAGUACAAGAUGUUCAAGCUGAAGGAAAGUAUGCAAUUGAUUCACCAGGAAGCCCAACUGCACCAGAAAUUCCUCCCGAGGAGUACAGCCUUCUUGAUAAUGAAGAGAGAGCGAUCAUUGAACCUAGAUCAUUAGAAGAUCCUAGAGUGAAAGAGUUGAUACAAGUAUUAAUAGAUUGGAUCAACGAUGAGCUUGCUAUGCAAAGAAUUAUUGUCAAAGAUAUAAGUGAGGAUCUUUAUGACGGGCAAGUUUUACAAAAGCUACUUGAAAAGUUGACUGAAACAAAGUUAGAUGUGCCUGAAGUGACACAAUCGGAAGAGGGUCAACGUCAAAAAACUGGCAUAAAAUUUUUUGUGCGAACCACAGCUCAGCGUUCGGAACCGUACGAUAAUUAUCGUACACAUACGAUAAUUUUGUGCAUACAUACGAUGUACGAUAGCAUAUUAUUAUCGUACGCAGAUUGUACGAUAAUUUCUAUCAUGAUGCAAAAUUUGAGAAUUUAUAUUAUUUCACUCAUGCGUUGAUAGUCUAAACCGCAGUAGCAUGAUUUUAUUUUGUCCAAUAAAAUCUUGAGAAAAUACCGGGAAAUACAAGUUCUUUAUUCCUAUUGGUCCUUACGAUCCGCUCUACUAAGUUUCACCACUGCCAAUACUGUAACUUUAUCCAGCGCCUGCUGUACACGCUUUCUUAUUGGUUAGUAUAGCAUCUACCAAUGCGAACAAGAGAAUAUAAGUUCGAUAUUUCGAUAUUUCGAUUAUGUUCACACUUCAUAUGUAUCGUAUAUUUUGUGUAGAAAAGUUGGCAGUUAUUUCGUUAUAUUAUUAUGAUUAUAUGUCCGUAUUCGCUCUGACAAACGGAAUUAUUCAAAUUAAGUGAAGAAAGAAGUAAUUUUCUAGAGCAGCAAAAUUUUGAUCAUACACUCGGAGUGAUUGUACGAUAAUUUCGAUCCAUGUACGAUAAUUUUACGCCCCUGGUACGAUAGUCAGUCCACUUCAAGUUGC
Molecule: messenger RNA, 1142 nt
Organism: Papilio machaon (common yellow swallowtail)
Lineage: Eukaryota; Metazoa; Arthropoda; Insecta; Lepidoptera; Papilionidae
Product: beta-parvin-like
Exons: 4
Coding region: 27-665 (212 amino acids)
Biological process (GO): establishment or maintenance of cell polarity; substrate adhesion-dependent cell spreading; cell projection assembly
Cellular component (GO): actin cytoskeleton; focal adhesion; cytoplasm
Molecular function (GO): actin binding
Source: RefSeq, a predicted model, not a curated record